Arabidopsis arenosa is the source of this 886-nucleotide messenger RNA. The record is from the annotation of a GenBank genome assembly. NCBI's taxonomy places the organism in Eukaryota, Viridiplantae, Streptophyta, Magnoliopsida, Brassicales, Brassicaceae.
GGUUCAAAACAACGACGAUCUCUGUAGAGUCGCUGAAGUCUCUCUCUCUCUCUCCCGUAAUGAAGAAAACAAAGACGAUGGUGGCUUCCAUCUCCACUCUUAUUAGACGAACCUAUCCUUCAACUUCUCGGUGUAAUUCACUCGCGACAAUUGCUGCGAUUCAAUCACAAUUCCAAUUGCCUCGCGAAUCUCUGCAACAUCAUUCUUCAGCUGAGGGACGACUCCGAUUUUCCGGGAGAGUUUUCUGCUCGGAAUCUGGCGCCGGGAAGAGAAGAAGCUCCGGCUGCUGGAACUGUGGCGAGAAAGCUGCCUUUUUGUUCUGUAACUCAUGUCGUAGCAUUCAACCUGUUGAUGAUUCCGUCGACUAUUUUCAGAUUUUUGGCCUGGAGAAGAAGUAUGAGUUAGAUCCUGGAAGCCUUGAAGGCAAGUACAAAGAUUGGCAAAAGAAGCUACAUCCUGAUUUAGUUCAUAACAAAUCCCAGAAAGAACGAGAUUACGCAGCCGAGCAGUCUGCGAAGGUGACUGAAGCAUGCCGGACAUUAACCAAGCGGCUAUCGAGAGCGAUGUAUAUUAUGAAGCUGAAUGGCGUAAAUGUCAAUGAAGAAGAAACAAUAACAGACCCGACAUUGUUAAUGGAGAUUAUGGAGCUCAGAGAGGCGAUAUCAGAAGCAGAUGAUUCAACAGCGUUAAACCAGAUCCGAUCCCAGGUGCAAGAGAAACUGAAGCAAUGGUCUGACUCUUUUGUCGAAGCGUUUGAAAGCCAGAGGUUUGAUGAAGCUGUAAAAUGCAUACAGAGAAUGACUUAUUACGAGCGAGCCUGUGAAGAAAUUGUGAAGAAGCUAUGAGGCAAGUAGUCCUCCCUUAAAAAUGAACACGUUUUUUUAUG